AUGAGCCAAGAAACCCUAACGCAAGUGCCGUCCCCCGUGCUUGGCGGAGACUUGGCCAUAUACCCCUUUCAGCAACCGGCCGAGUCUCGUACGCUCGUCGACAUACUCGAUGCGUCCACGUCGGCUCACCCCGACGCCCUCGCCAUCGACAACGGCACGUCGAGCUUGACCUAUGCCGAGCUGGCCAAGAGAAUAGCAGCCCGCGUGGAGCAGCUGAGAGCUGUCGGCGUCGGCGUCGGCGAUCGGGUCGGCAUUCGAGUAACCUCGGGAACCCUGGACCUGUAUGUCGGCAUUCUCGCAAUCAUCACGGCCGGCGCGGCCUACGUCCCGGUCGAUGUCGACGAUCCGGAUGAGCGCGCCGAGAUCGUCUGGACCGAAGCUUCGGUCUGCACCGUCCUGACCGACAACGCGACUCUCACAAAACACGGCGUGCCGGUAGGCGGGCCGCAAAGCCGGCCGGGCCUGGAAAACGACGCCUGGAUCAUCUUCACUUCGGGCUCGACCGGGAAGCCCAAGGGCGUCGCCGUUAGCCACCGAAGCGCGGCCGCCUUCGUCGAUGCCGAAACAGAGCUCUUCAUGCCCCAGGAUCGGCGCCUUGGACCGGGCGACCGUGUGCUCGCCGGUCUCUCCGUAGCCUUUGACGCCUCCUGCGAGGAGAUGUGGCUCGCCUGGCGCCAUGGUGCCUGUCUCGUGCCCGCACCGAGGUCCCUCGUCAAGGCCGGCGCCGACCUCGGCACCUUCCUGACGGCGCAACGCAUCUCGGCAGUGUCGACGGUGCCGACGCUCGCGGCGCUGUGGCCUACCGAGACGCUCCGCGGCGUCCGACUUCUCAUCCUCGGCGGCGAGGCCUGCUCCCCCGAGCUCGCCGGUCGGCUGGCCAAGACGGUCGAGUUUGUGUGGAACACGUACGGUCCGACCGAAGCAACCGUCGUGACGUGCGCGGCCCCGUUGGUGGCCGGAGAGCCCCUCGUUCGGAUCGGUCUACCCCUCGUCGGCUGGAAGAUGGCCGUCGUCGGGUCCGACGACCGGCCGGUGCGAUGGGGCGAGGAGGGCGAGCUCGUCAUCGGCGGCGUCGGCAUGGCUCGCUACCUUGACCUCGAGAAGGACAAGGUCAAGUUUGCACCGGCCAGCGUCUUCGACGGCGAGCGGGCGUACCGCAGCGGCGACCUGGUCAGAGCCGAGCGGGAAGGGCUCGUCUUCAUCGGUCGCAACGACGAGCAGAUCAAGCUGGGCGGCCGCCGCAUCGAGCUGGGCGAGAUCGACGCAGCUUUGAUGACGCUCCCCGGCGUCGGCGCAGCAGCCAGCGCCAUCCGUCGUAGCGAGCUCGGCAUGCAGGUGCUUGUGGGCUACGUCGUCCGGGACAAGGGCCACAAGGUCGACGUCGCCGCCGACCGCGAGCUGCUCAAGCACGUGCUGCCGGCCGGUCUUGUUCCCAUGCUCGUCGCCGUCGACGACCUACCCGUUCGCACCUCGGGCAAGGUCGACCGCAAAGCGCUGCCGUGGCCGCCGCCAUCGUUGCCCGCAAAGGAUGCUGACGGUCGUUCCGCCUUUGUCGGCACCAUGGCUUGGCUCGCCGAAAGGUGGGGCCGUGUUCUCGGUGUGGGGCCGGAUUCGCCCAAAGCCCACUUCUUCGAUCUCGGCGGCAGCAGCCUCGGCGCCGCCCAGCUCGUGUCGCAGCUGCGCGAGCGAGUGCCGACCCUCUCCGUCGCCGACGUGUACGAGAACCCGGCCCUCGAGGCCAUGGCGACGCGCAUCGAUGACCUCUCCGGCAUCAAGCACUCGGAGCGUCUCGUGAAGCCGACUCCGCGCUGGGUCGUGCUCGUCCAGCUGUUCAUCCUGUUUUUCGAGCUCAGCUUUCAGGGCCUCCGCUGGCUCACGGCCGUCGGGCUCACCAAAAAGUUCUUCACCCUCCGUCUCGGUGCCAACUCUUGGGCCGGCCAGUUCACCGGCGAUAUGCCGUGGUGGCUGCUCGCCGUCGGCUCCGCCGUGUUUCUCUCCUUUCCCGGCCGUCUUCUCACCACCGCCCUGGCGGCGCGGCUGCUCACCAUCGGCAUCACCCCAGGCAGUUACCCUCGCGGCGGAUGGCUGCACAUUCGGCUGUGGGCGGCGGAGCGAUUCGCCGGACUCGGCAACAUCGGUUCCAUCGGCGGGACGCAGUGGUGUCGACGCUACGCCCGCAUGCUCGGCUGCCAGGUCGGCAAGGAUGCCCAGCUGCACGGCCUGCCACCGACGACGGGCCUCGCCAGCUUCGGCGCCGGGUGCGCCAUCGAACCCGAGGUCGACACGGCUGGAUGGUGGCUCGACGGCGACAUCCUGCACGUCGGCUCCAUCACCAUCGGCGAAGGCGCCCGCGUCGGUAGUCGCAGCACGCUCAUGCCGAACACGGUGCUCGAGGCAUACGCCGACGUGCCGCCCGGCACCUGCGUUCAAGGAACCGUCAAGGGGCCGGACCACGUGCCCUCGCCCAACGAGAAGAUGGCGGCGACCAGAGGCCAGACGUUCUGGUCGGGGUUCCGGUACACGACGACGCUGCUUGUCAUGGACUUUUUCCCGCUUUUCAUGAUCGCUCCCACGCUGCUGCUCACGCCCCUGCUCGUGCGCGACUACGCCGACUUCAACACCGUGUGCCUCGCGCUUGUCGAGCUGACGCUGCCCGGCACCGCCAUAGGCAUCAUUCUCUACUGCGCCUUCGUCAUCUCCCUCACGCGACUGCUCAGCCUGGCCAUGAAGCCGGGCGUGUACUCUUGGCACAGCACGACGGCGUGGGCGGCGUGGUGGACGCACGGCCUCAUGAUCACGGCGCGGACGACGCUGUUUCCCAUUUACGCGAGCUUGUUGACGCCCAUCUGGCUGAAGAUGCUUGGUGCGCGCAUCGGGCGCAACGUCGAGGCGUCGACCAUCGUGUCCGUGCCGUCGCUCCUCGAGGUCGACGACGGUGCGUUCCUGGCCGACGACGUGCUGCUCUCACCCUUCGAGCUCGGUCACGGACAAAUUCGGCUCGGUCCCUCAACCGUCGGCUUCAAGACUUUUGUCGGAAACUCGGCCAUCGUCGAGCCGGAUAUCCGGGUGCCCGAUGGCGUCCUCAUCGGUGUUCUCGGCACGGCGCCCAAGGACGUCAAGCCCGGCUCGUCGUGGCUCGGGCGACCGCCCAUGUCUCUCCCCCGCCGCGUCGACUCGCCCGUGGACGAGGCCUUGACCUUUAAGCCGCCUCGACGACUCGUGCUGGCGAGAGCCCUGGUCGAGUCCUGCAGGCUCAUCCCCCUGCUCAUCUCGGGCAUGAUCCUGACGCUGAGCGGGCUCACGAUGCUGUGGUUCCUCAACACCUUCGGCAUCGGGUGGUCGGUCCUGGCGGGCAGCGGCAUGGUCAUCGGCGCCGGACUCGUCGCGAGCGCCAUCACGACCUUGGCGAAGUGGUUGCUGACGCCCGUCAUCAAACCUGGCAAGCAGCGUCCCUUGUGGAGCUCCUUUGUCUGGCGCAACGAGCUGGCCGACACCUUCGUCCAGUGCCUCGGCGUGCCUUGGUUCGCUCAGGCGUGCUACGGAACUCCGAUGCUGUCCAUGUGGAUGAGAACGCUGGGGGCCAAGAUUGGUCGUGGAGUGUGGUUGGAGAGCCACCUCCUCCCCGAGGCCGAGCUGAUCCAGAUCGACGCCGGCGCCUCCGUCAACCGAGGAUGCGUGCUGCAAACCCACCUCUUCCACGACCGGCUGAUGCGCCUGGACACGGUCCAUCUCGAGGCAGGGGCAACGCUGGGCCCACGCGCGAUUACGCUUCCGGGCACCACCAUCGGUGCCGGCGCCACCGUCGCACCGUCCUCGCUGGUCAUGCGCGGCGAGCACAUCCCAGCCGGCACCCGCUGGCGGGGGAAUCCGGUACGGCCUUGGGUCGAGGAGGAAGCGGUGGAUACGUUGGUCGACAGCUCGGACUGGAGAUCGGAUGUGACACGCACGUCGACGCAGCGGGACGCUUUCAACGCAUCCAUCGUCUGA
This is a messenger RNA of Drechmeria coniospora, 3987 nucleotides long. RefSeq lists its product as uncharacterized. Gene Ontology annotation, molecular function: phosphopantetheine binding. The record is from RefSeq and is a predicted model, not a curated record. NCBI's taxonomy places the organism in Eukaryota, Fungi, Ascomycota, Sordariomycetes, Hypocreales, Ophiocordycipitaceae. The transcript has a single exon. The coding region runs from base 1 to 3987 and encodes 1328 amino acids. Gene Ontology annotation, cellular component: cytoplasm. Gene Ontology annotation, biological process: amino acid activation for nonribosomal peptide biosynthetic process; secondary metabolite biosynthetic process.